AUGGCCUUGCCGCCCGCCCUUGUAGCGGCCCCGUCGCCGCCCUUCCGCGGCCCCGACGCCGCCCUUCCGCGGCCCCGACGCCGCCCUUCCGCAGCCUCGCCGCCCGCCCUUGCAGCGGCCCCGUCGCCGCCCUUCCGCGGCCCCAACGCCGCCCUUCCGCGGCCCUGUCGCCGCCCUCCAGCGGCCCCGUUGCCACCCUUCCGCAGCCCCGUCGCCGCCCUUCCGCGGCCCCGUCGCCGCCCUUUAGCGGCCCGUCGCCGCCCUUUCAGCGGCCACGUCGCCGUCCUUCCGUGGCCUCGUUCCCGCUCAGCCGCUAAGCGCCCGAGCCGCCGAGCAGCCCAGCAGCCGAGCCGCCCAGCCGCCGAGCAGCCAAGCCGCCGAGCAGCUAAGCCGCCGAGUAGCCGAGCCACCGAGCAGCCGAGCCGCCCUGCAGCCGAGCCGCCCGACCGCCGAGCCGCCCGACCGCCGAGCCGCCCAGCAGCCGAGCCGCCGAGCCGCCGAGUCGCACCGCAGCCGAGGCGCUGCCGCCUGUCGGCCUGCCCGGGAACGCCCCACUUGCCUGCUGACUUUGAGGUCUGGGUAGAUGAUCUGCAGCUUUUCCUACAGUGCGAUAGGGCAGACGGUCUCUCCCUAUUUGACCUCACUUCUGGUGCCUCUCCUGCCCCUGCUGCUGAUGCUGACGCCACUGUUCGCUCACAGUGGGCCGCGCGUGAUGCUGCUGCUCGCCUUGCUGUGCGCCGCCACUUACCGACCACUGAGCGUGCACACUUUAGCCAGGGUGUUCUCCCUCCCCCCUCUUGCCCUCUGUCGCCUCUGCUGCUGCGGCCGACCUCGUUGGUUUCAAGUCGGUCGGCGCUGCGUCUGCCCCGAGCGGGAGACGCCGCACCGGCAAGGGCAAGGGGGGCAAGGGCGCUGGGGGGGCUGGCGGGGGCGGUGGAGGUGGUGGUGGAGGCAGUGGAGGGAGUGGUGGUGGUGGUGGGAGUGGUGCCGGGGGUGGCGGCGGCGGCGGCAGCAGUGGAGGCGGCGGAAGCGGCGGUGGUGGCGGAGGGAGCAGAGGCGGAGGAGGUGGCGGAGGAGGCAGAGGUGGAGGAGGCGGCGGAGGCGGUGGCGGCGGCGCCGGCGGUGGUGCAGCGGGUCGCGGCUCUGCGCAGAGGAGUGGCUCAGGUGGUGGUCCGCGCCAACAGCAGCAGAGUGGUGUGA
Messenger RNA from Closterium sp. NIES-65, 1200 nucleotides. The record is from the annotation of a GenBank genome assembly. Lineage: Eukaryota; Viridiplantae; Streptophyta; Zygnematophyceae; Desmidiales; Closteriaceae.